AUGGUGGUGGCCAUCCUGCAGUGGUGCUGGCCCCCUCCACGCUCAGAUUUGGGAGCAGCAGGCUCCAGGCUGGAUUUUAGGCACCACCUGGAUGGGCUAAAGGUUAAGACCAGACCUAAAUCUUUGUCCAGGUGCUCAGCUCGGUCCCAGCCUUUGGACGGGUUCUGUGUGAGCUGGUGGGGCAAGGCAGAGCUGAGCUCCAGCCCCGGUCCCACCCCUGUCCUCAUCCUGAUCCCUGUCCCCAUCCUGAUCCCUGUCCCUGUCUCAUCCCUGCCCCAAUCCCAAUCCCAUCCUCAUCCCUGCCCUGUCCCCAUCCCCAUCUCAAACCUGCACCCAUCCCUGCCACCAUCUCUGUCUUGGUUCCCAAUCCAACCCCAUCCUGAUUCCUGUCCCCAUCCCAUCCCCAUCCCUGACACCAUCCCUGUCCCCAUACUGGUUCUGUGCCAUCUCCAACCCUCAUCCCUGUCCCUGUCCUCAUUCUCAUCUUCAUCCUCAUUCCAUCUCCAUCCCUGUCACCAUCUCUGUCCUGAUCCCUGUCCCUGUUUCACCCUUGUCCCAUCCCCAUCCCUUACACCGUCCUGGUUCCUGUCCCAUCUCAUCCCCAAUCCCUUUCCUGUCCCCAUCCUAUCCCAUCCCAUUCCCAGGGUGACAGCCCAGGACUCAUCCAGACCCUGGGGAAGCCAGACCCCCACCCCGAGCUGUCCCCACAUCCACCUGCCUCAUGACGAGGGUUUGGCAGCGCCUCCAUCCAAUGGAAACUUCUUUUAUCUCCAAAAAUUCCUCUGCUCUCGGACGGGGAGAACUCGGGCUGCUCCAGGCUGGGAUGGUUCCCCUGCCGCCCACAGCUCGCACAAAGGCUCCUUCAGCCGGACAGAGCCACCUUUGUUCGCCCCGCUCCGAGCGCGGCCGCGGGGCAGGACCGGCACCAGCCCCCGGCUCCGGAUCCGCUUCCCGGGAAUCUCCGGGAAUGAGAAAAUCAGCGAACCGCGAGGUGGUGGGAGAUGAGCGCCGGGGGCAUCGCUGCUUGUCUCGGAUUUACUCCCUCCCACCAAUCCCAGUAGGAUUUUGGUCAUGAUUUGGAUUUAACCAAACCGGGAUUGUUUAAUAUCCCCCCCUGGAAUGAUGGGUGGGGCUGGGGGGAUCCAAGCGAUGCCGACCCCCGCAGCCCGGCUGUCCCUGCCCGAAUCCUCUCCGUGCCGAUAAAUCCCUUUAUUGUGCCUCCCUCCCCAUGGAUAAUCCAGGCAUGGCGGGGGUGAGACCUGGCCCUUCCCAGCCCGGGACCCCCGCGAACCUCGGCCGGGACAAUUCCCACCCCUGCUUCCAUCACAAAAGGGGGACACAAAAUCCCUUGAUAAGGAGAGGUGGAGGAGCAAGAGCCGGGGAUGCAGCGGGAUGGCGAUGCCCCCCGAGAUGUCCCUGGGAUGUCCCCGGGAUGUCCCUGGGAUGUCCCCGGGAUGUCCCAGGAUGUCCCCGGGAUGUCCCCGGGAUGUCCCCGGGAUGUCCCUGGGAUGUCCCCGGGAUGUCCCCGGGAUGUCCCUGGGAUGUCCCCGGGAUGUCGCCGGGAUGUCCCCGGGAUGUCCCCGGGAUGUCCCUGGGAUGUCCCCGGGAUGCCCCCCGAGAUGUCCCUGGGAUGUCCCCGGGAUGUCCCUGGGAUGUCCCAGGAUGUCCCAGGAUGUCCCCGGGAUGUCCCCGGGAUGUCCCUCCGACCCCCGGGCGUUGCACCCGGAACCCACCCAGCCGCAAAUCCUCCAGCAUCAACCCCAGAGCUGGAUUUAGGUGCAAACGCAGCCUCCGGAAUUACCUCCCAAAUAUCCCUUCAGACUUCUGGGUGAGCUGGGGAAACUGAGGCAGGAGGGAUGUCUCUGUCUCGCAUCAGAGCACCGGGAUAUGGGCAAAGAGGAGGCACUUGGGAGGUUUGGUCCUGAUGUCACCAGCAGCACCGACAGCAGGAGAGAGGAUUUCAUGAUUUUAACGACAGGAUAGAAGUUUUCCAGGAGUCUCCCUGUCCACAUUUCCCUGCCCACCCACAUUUCCCUGCCCUGGCAGCAGCGAGCCCAUCCCUGGGUACCCAGAACCCGCUGGAAAAAGGAUGAGGAUCCUGGUGCCAACCCAGGCUCGACCCCUGGAGAGCUCAGGGAGCAGGUUAUGAAUGAUGCCAGGGAUUUUGGGGUUCAUGCCAGCGGAGGAGGUGUCUUGGGAUGUGUUUGGCAGCACGGGGAGGAGGAGGAUGGAGAGGUGGAAGUGGCCACAUCUCCAUAAAGGCCCUUUGGAAUAUUUUAUUGCUGCUCUCCCCACCUGUGGCCAAGAUCUGGGCACCACGAGGCUGGCACGAGGCUGGCAGCUCUGGCAGGGGCCAGACGCUCCCAAAAGGUUUGGGACAGUGCCAGGAAAGAUUGGGUUUAAUCCCAUGCCAACAGCUGCCCUGGCCCCAGAUUAGCCCUGGCACCGUUCCCCUUCCCUGACCUUCCCAGGCCACCCCUCCACGGUAACUGGAAACCCCCGGCUCGUGUUUCCAGUCUCGACAUCCAAUGUCAGAUCCUCGAUGGAUCAUCGGCGUUGGGAUGGGUGGGACUCCUGGAUUUAGGGAGCAUCCUGGGGUGGAGGGUUGGGAGCUGCUUCCAGCUCUGUCCGUGCUCAGAGAGGAAAAAUGAAAGGGAAAAGUGAGCCUGGAGGGUUGGAGAACAGCAUUCCAAAGGGGCAUUCCCAAAGCAGCACCCCUGGGGUUGCUGGGAUGAUGUUUCACUGGAGUUCAGCCUUUUCCAAGCUCCCAUCCCCAUCUGGGACCCCUCAGCACCCUGCCCCCUCACGACUGUCACCCUAAAAAACACAACCCCUGAAAAAUGAGCUCCCUAAUAACAGUGACCUCAAAAAACAGUGACCCUAAAAAAAUGUGGGCCCUAAUAACUAUGACCCCUUAAAAGCAUGAUCCCUAAUAACCCCAAAUGCUAAUUAUUGUAACCCCUAAAUCUGUGACCCCUAAUAACCCCAAACCCUAUUAACUGUGACCCCUAAUAACCCCAAACCCUAAUAACCAUGACUGUAAAACGAGGUCAUUAAUAACUGUGACCCCUGAACACCCUGACCCCCAUUGACCAUGACACCUCAAUAAUUGUCCCUCUCAAUCCUCCCCAGUCCCCAAUUCUUUUCCCACUGGCUCCACUCAUUUCCCCUCAGGGCACAACCCUUGCAAACCCCAUUUCCACCAGCCCCUUCUCCACCCCUCAUUUUCCCCUCGAUAUUUAAUCCCCCUCUGUUGAACUGGGAGGAUUCCCCAGCUUUUCCCAGCACAGAGAAGGAACAAAACCAGUUUGACCCCCCCAGGUACUCCCAGUGCUGAGCUCAGGUGAGCUGCUGGGCACGGACCCAUUUUUGGGGUGACUUUACAUCUCCCUGCCCUCAGAUUAAUUUGUUUGACACUGGAAUUCUGCCCAGAUCGGGGCAGGAAUAAUGGGAUUAUCCAGAGCCUGCUGUGGGAUAGGGAAGCUCAUUACAGAGCAUUAAAGAGAAGAAAAUUGGGUUUUUCUAAGUUCUUAGAAAAACCUCAAUUAACUUCCAGGUGCCUCUCAUUUUAGGGUCAUUUUGGGGUUUCUUUAGAGUCUGCUCUGCACUCUCUCUCUCCUUAUGGACACAGAAGGAACUUCCAGGAUCCCGGAGCAGCUGGGGAAGGUGUUCAGCUCCUGCAGGUGUUCCCAGCUUUGGGGAAACUGAGGCAGCGCAGCCCCAACCCCGCACAGGGGACAUGUCCAUACCCCACACACACCCCAGAGCACCCCGGGAGCCCCCAGAUUUCCCAGGAAAACCGGGAUGAACUCCCCUGAAGGAAUUUUCCCCGGGAAAACUCCAGAGGGGAGGGGAAAUCCACCCCGGUGGUGGGGGACCGGGAUCCCCCCAUGGUGGAUAACCCGAAGUGAUCUGAACUUUUUCUGGAGGAAAAAGGGAGGUUUUAACUUUUAUUCUCCAGCCUCCCUGAGUUUUGCAGCUUGUCAGGGACCAACACUGCCAUCUACCGAGCCUCGUCUCAUUAAAUCGUUUAUUUCUGUUUUCCCCACGUUUUUAAGAAUAAUCGAGGCCUUUCAAGCCAGCUCUCUUCUCUCUGGAGUGGAUCCAGGUGCCCAUCGGUGCCAGACCCCCAAAUUCCCCUCAGCGUGGUUUUGGGGGGCCUUUUAUGGGCUCAGGGCUGUUAUUAUAUUAUUAAUAUAAUUAUUAAUAUAAUAAUAAUAAUUAUUAACAUAUUAUAUUGUUGGCUUUUCGCAAAUAUUAAAAUGAAUGUUAUGUGUAUAAGAACGGGAAAUUUUGUUGUAUUAAUAUAGUUUUCUUUAUUUCUGUUAUUGAUGAAACUUAGAAAUAGUAGUAUAGUACAUUUAUGUUAGGCUAUGGCAUAGUAUUAAAAUAAAAAACUGUUUUUGUUUGUAUAACCCAAAGACUGAGGAAAAAAAAAUAGCUAGAGAACUCCUGCAUUUGUAAACUUAUUAUUAAAUAAAUUAUCCAGAUGAAGACAGCAGUGACCAGAACUCUGGGGGGGAGGAAUUUAUUGCAUUUCUGGUAUCAGAGAAUGUAAAUAUCGAUGGCACCAAGAGGAUUGAUCUGUUGAGAAGGGGGCAAGAGAAAACUAAACAGAAGAAUCCCAAAGAUCCUAAGAAGAAUGGAUGAAUAUGUGUGAGAAUUUAUGGAUCUGUAGCAGGGUUCUGUUUUUAAGGGACAAUCCUUUGCUAGUGAGGUGAAUGCAGAGACACCCGGCCAGAUCUGUAUACUUUAUUUUUUUUCUCCUAAUUGUCUUUUUUAUUAAACUUCUAAACUCUAUAAAAAUUAUGUGAACCUCGUUUUCCACGGGGCUCUGUGGAUACCUGGACAGCCGAGGCACAGCAGGGGAUCAGGAUUUUGUGGGGUCCAGGCUGGGAUCGUGGCUGAGGAAACUGAGGCACAGCCCGAGCUCGUCAGGCCCAGGGGAAUCCACCUGUGCCUCGUUUGGCCCGGGGUAUUUAAGGCACUUUUUCAGCGAUUUCCCCCCUUUUGGAGAGUCAGCUCAGAGGGUGCAGCUUCUGUCGUUCUGUGCGAUGGGGGAGCCCGGCAGAGCUGGGGGGUGCCUGGGUGUCCUGGAGCCCUCGGGGGUCUCGGAGCCUUUGGGGGUCUCGGAGCCCUCAGGGAUCCUGGAGCCCUCGGGGGUCCCACAGCCUUUGGGGGUCCUGGAGCCCUCAGGGGUCUCAGAACCUUUGGGGGUCCUGGAGCCCUCGGGGAUCCUGCAGCCCUCGGGGGUCCCGGAGCCCUCAGGGGUCCCGGAGCCCUCACAGGUCCCCGAUCCCCCGGGGGUCCUGCAGCCCUCGGAGGUCCCUGAUCCCCCGGGGGUCCUGCAGCCCUCGGAGGUCCCCGAUCCCCCGGGGGUCCUGCAG
Molecule: messenger RNA, 5387 nt
Organism: Poecile atricapillus (Black-capped chickadee)
Lineage: Eukaryota; Metazoa; Chordata; Aves; Passeriformes; Paridae
Exons: 3
Coding region: 1-1005 (334 amino acids)
Source: RefSeq, a predicted model, not a curated record